AAUCGCGAUUAUAGAAAAUAUCCUCUUUCUGUCAGGUUUAAGGUAUUUAUGCAGUAAUCAAGUAGAAUUUUUUAAAAAUCCAGAGAUUGAUGAUUUCUUCGAAAUACAUUUUUUCAUUUCGUUAGUUUCUUUUUUUUAAGUCAAUAUUUUAAAUAGGGACCUCUGUGUGCCAGAAGUGGAACCUUCACUUUUUUUGCUACCGACUGAGUGAAUUUGGUCUAAAUCUUCAGAGUCUGCCGGAUAAUGUAAGGGGGUGUCUCGAAUUUUGUUAUUUGGCGUUCAGGCCGGGUUUUUAUUGUUGUUUUUCCUGAUUUUAUCAACAAAAGCGAUUUUGCAGUUUGUCCUUUAUUACUCGUCAUGAGUUACACACAGUUGCAACAAUGAAUUGGUACAGAAUAAGGGAUAUUAUGAGUGUUGAUAUUCACACGAAACUCUGCAAGAUAUUAACAAUAAACAGCUGGCUGCAUAUAUUUUGACAAGAAUAUUAUUUCCAAUGAUUAAUAAGUGAACUUGUUAAUAACUGCUGUCAUGACUGCUGCUGAACACUUUAUAAGUUUGAUUACGGUGGCAAGUGCAAAAAAGUUGGCAACAGCCCUUGUUGCUUGUUUUGUUUUGGGUCAUGGGCUGCUUCAUCUCAUUUAUGGCAGCGAUUCUUGCAAAUGGUUGUUGGAAGAGGGAAGAUACAAAGGGGACAAGGAAUGGCAACCCUCUGGAUGCAUGAUGCAUCAUUAUACCCAAACAGAUAGCAGAAGAUGUUUGAGGUAUCUUGCCUUUAUGGGCCACAAAAAUCACUUUGUCUUCGUUGGAGAUGAGAGAAUUCGCCAAUUGUAUAAAUCAUUUGUUUUACAAUUCGUUGUCGAUGGAAAGGGAUCAGAUCCAGCUGAUUAUCCACCAACGUCUGACUUGAAUUUUCAUGACGCACAGUUGAGAUUGAAUGUUCAGUUUCUGUGGAGGCCGAGAUUGGAUGCUUCAAUGAUAACUGAUUUUCGCAAUUGGAUGACAGGUGAGGCUCCAGCAAUGAUUGUAGCAGGAUGUGCAGCAGCUGACAUUCUCGCCCACAAUGCCAGUCACACACGACUUUACUCAGAAUACAGCAAUGGUCUCGUCCGCCUGGUCCAGCCGGCAGACGCCCUCGUCAAGAGAGGCUCGCAAUUUCUCUGGAUGAUGCAGGAUCCAGUGCUCAAGGAGAAUCUACCUGCUCAUCUGACUGGCCUAGAUAAUAAGGAGAUAAACCUUUGCAACAAGGCUGCUUACGAGGUUCUACUGCACAGUGGAGCUCACCUCUGGGAGAGUAGUCGACUGAUAGGCCAAGGGGUACUCGAACAGAGUCCUGAUGGUUAUUUAUCCAGCCCCUCCUCCCUCAGACACAAAAUUCAAAUAUUACUGAAUACUCAUUGCAAUGAUCACAUGAAUUUUGGUGAUGGCACUUGCUGCAGCAGCCCAGAGCCUGCCACCACUCUUCAGUUGGUCACUCUAGCUGCUAUGGCUAUUUGUGUUGUGACUGGUGGUGCCUACUGGCUAUACCGUAAAAUCUGCCGCAGAACUGAAGUAUUAUACUCACGUGUUGUAUCAGCAGAAGUGGAAGCAGCUGAUGACACAAAUGAACUCGAAGGCCCUAUGGAAGAGCCUCAAGCUAAUGAUUUUUACAGUUUAAUCACAUCCCUAGCUCUUUUCUCGUGCAUCCUUGGAUAUUUUUAUUUAUGUGAUAGAACGAAUUUCUUCAUGAAAGAGAACAAAUACUACAGUGAAUUCAGCUUUUGGCUACCACUGGGGUAUAUUCUCGCUCUCGGAUUAUUCUUCACUGAGGACUGCGAGAGGGGACCCAGGGCCCUCAAUCGUGAGCAGACGGAUGAGUGGCGGGGACUCAUGCAGGCUGUUGUCCUAAUAUAUCACGUCACUGGUGCUAGCAAUGUUUUACCUAUUUAUAUGCACCUGAGGCUGAUAAACUCAGCUUAUCUUUUUUUAUCUGGGUAUGGACACUUCUGCUAUUUCUGGCAGACUGGAGAUGUCUCAUUAGUUCGUCUCACAAGAGUGCUCUUCAGACUGAAUGCCCUCGCAGUAUUUCUCUGUUUCUGCAUGAAUCGACCAUACCAAUUUUACCACUUCGUCCCUCUCGUGUCCUUCUGGUUUUGGGUGGUUUACUUUCUCGCCUGGUUGCCACCGAGAGUCUACUCAGGAAGUCUUACUGAGCACGGACCCCGAGCUCUACUCUAUCUCGCACUGAAGCUCAUAGGAUUGGUAUCGGUGAUCACGGUUCUCUACACGUCAGAGGUAUUCUUCGAGAAGGUAUUUGUCACACGACCCUGGAAGGCACUCUUCGUCACCACUGACGACGAUAUCAGAGAGUGGUGGUCACGGUGGCGAGUGGACAGGUACAGUGUGGCUUUUGGAGUAGCCUUUGGUGCUGCUCUUCUGGCUCUCCAAAGGUUGGAUCACAUUCCAGGAAGUGCCCUGGCUCCACUUGUCGCCAUUGUCUCGCUUGCCGCUUACACAACACUCACGAUACUUUGUGUAUCUGUUGCUGAGUGCGAAGAGAUUCAUUCCUAUAUUGUCUUCAUACCAAUCGUUGGGUACAUAAUUCUGAGGAAUUCCUCUCUGGCAUUAAGAGGAAAAUACUCAGUUCUCCUGGCUGGUCUAGGCAGAAUAAGUCUGGAGACCCUGGUGGGCCAGGGACAUGUGUGGUUAGCUGCUGAUUCCCACGGAGUACUCGUCCUACUCCCAAGAUUCCCAGUUCUCAAUCUCUUGAUUUCUUCAUUCAUCUUCAUAUGCGCCAGUCACGAGAUACACAGGUUGACCCUCAUUCUCGCACCCUACGCCGUGCCAAACGAUUGGAAACUAGUCAUGAGGAAUUUCUUAUUAUUCCUCGCUGUAUUAGUUCCUAUCGGAAUUCACGAUGGGAUGAUUUAGAAUGACACUGGGACCACAGGAAGAUAAAAAUAAUUCAAUAUUUUCAUAGUGAGUUCUGAGAACUAAAUGAUUUAAUUAAAGUCAAAGCUUGAUUUCUGAUCAGCGAUUUUAAUUUUCGCAUAAGGCCAGAAUUAAUUUAUAGUAUUACAACGAGGUUCAGUGAUUUUAUCAACCAAUGACCUUGAAGCUUAGCUGCUUCAUCCUGUUUCACUACUUGAUAGCCAAUUUCAAA
Molecule: messenger RNA, 3139 nt
Organism: Diachasmimorpha longicaudata
Lineage: Eukaryota; Metazoa; Arthropoda; Insecta; Hymenoptera; Braconidae
Product: N-acetylneuraminate 9-O-acetyltransferase
Exons: 4
Coding region: 529-2907 (792 amino acids)
Source: RefSeq, a predicted model, not a curated record